GGCAGCCGAGCCCGGCGGCCGCGAGCAUCUCGGUCUAGCGUCCCCCCCGUCCUGGCUCGUCACAUGAUUUCUCCUAAGGGACAACUGCUGAGCGGGACUGUGCCUCCGAGCUGAUCCUUUGCUGAUAAGCCAGCUGCCAAGCCUCCACUGCUGAGACAAAAGAGUUUUUCUCUUCCCAGCAGGGCUUUUCUGCUGUGAAUGACAGAGAAAGGGGUAAAAGUGAGCUGCCUGGCACUCCUCGUGGGCGAGAGGCUUUGGGGGCUCCUUGUCCCCCGCUGUGCUGGCAGAUCAUGGAGCUUUUCAGGCUGAGCCUGGGCUGCAUUUGCCUCCUUCCUUGGCUUGAGGUAGCAGAGGGACAGGGCUUCCUCAUAAGGAACACCCGGCUGGAAAAGUGCAUCCGUGCCUCCCGGGAGACCCACAGCAUCAGCCUGGCCAGCUGCAAGGAGCACUCCCAGCAGCAGAGGUGGGGCUGGGACCCUGACACGGGCUCCAUCGUCAGCCUGCACACGAGGCGCUGCCUGUCGGCACACAGGAUGCGCCAGAACGCCCUGGUCAAGCUGGAGCCCUGCGGAGACUGGGAACGCCAGGCGUGGUCCUGCAGCAAGAAGGGACACUUGACUCUGCAGAGCUUGGGCUUCUACCUUGGCACCACGGAGGGAGGCCACAAGGUCUUCAUCUCAAGGGAGAAGGACAAGUUCAGCAGGUGGAAGACGCUGGCAGAUGAAACCAUCUGUGCUGCUACCCGGUCAGCAGCUGAGAGGCUCAGCAAACCAACACAACAAGCUCUAGACACACGUGUGUGGAUCUAUGAAACUAAAACCAUAGACUCAUCAAAGAUCGAUGCUCUGGACAGAGAGUCUUCUGUGAGCCUGACUGACCCCCCUCUGGCUAACAAGUUCAACAGCACAGUUUCUCCAGCAAAGACCAAACAGGCACAGCUCCCAGCAAAUGAGGAUCCAUCCCACAACCACUCCAAGAAACAUGGAAAUCGGGGAAAAAACACUGGGGCCAGGCUUGCAGGCACGAACUGGAAGACAGCCAUGCUGGUCCUCAGCCCCCUGGCAUUCAUACUGGGAUUAAUAAUACUGACACUCAAUGUUCACUACAACAAGAAGAAGAAAAUCCUCUCUGCUCUGAAGAGCUCUCCAGCCAACAGCAGCAGAGUUGAUUUACGGGAGCCGGCCGCCCUGCGAAGAGGCCCCCAGCCGUACCUUCCUCCAUCCCGCUCCCCUGCCCUGAGGCGUGGAGAGAUCCUCAUCGAGUGGAAAGAUGGGACAGUCACUCCUCUUUUUGACAACAUCAAUUACCAAGUGGACUAGCUCCAAGAUGACAGAGCUUCUGUUCCCUCCCGUGUCAGUGUUCCCACCAGGAAGAUUGCCACCACAGCUAUCUCCUCCCUGCCCUUGCAGUUUUGACAGGAAGCACAGUUUGGGGUUUUUUUCUAAACACUUGAGUACAAUCUUCUUGCACAGGAGAAGGCUGAAGCAAGCAGAGUAGAUUGCUUGGUUUGUAUAGGCACAUGCUGCUUAGCAAUUUCAGAACUGCUUUAACCCAUAAGAAACCCCAGGUUUCCCUACAUGAAGCUGGGACUCCUGCCAGCUGCAACUGCCCAUUGAAUCAAAAUUAGAGUUACUGAGCAUAUGAAAAAGUGAAUCUUUGAAGACAAGGCAAAAGGUAAAAAGCAAAAGUCCUGAUGAUCCUUAAAUUAUUUUUAAGAUAAAACUAGUUGCCAAUAGACACAGAAGGCCAUCAGUUACAUUGUCAUUGUGAGAAUGUAUUUAAUAAGCACUGCCUUCUAUAAAAUCUCUUCCAGGUAUCUGCCAAAAUAUUCAUCCCCACUAAGCUGUCAAUUGAGUAACAGCAAGUCAUUUUUCCAACUUAAAAGGCAGCACUCCACUGUCCUCUCUGCAUCACUGCAAGAGCCCUGCUGAGAGAGCAUGUGUCUCUCAAAACUUUUCCAUAUUUAGGAUGUACUAAACCUUACUAUAACACACAUCCUCUUUUAUUAUAGACUGGCAAGAAAUGUCGGUCAUGCUUGUUUGGGGAUAUUGCAUAUAGAGCCACUUUAUUCCAGCUUCAGUCUCUGAUUUCCUAUAAUCAUGUGGAAUAGUCAAUGAAUAGAUACACUGUUCCACCAGAGCAGUAAUACAGUUCUUUUUCUUUAACAUAGGAGUAAGACAUUGUUUUCAGCCUUUACACUUCUUGUUUGAGCAAAAUUGCCUGCGACUAUCACACCAAAUCCUGAUCUCUUCUCUGAAAUCUGCAAUGUCUUAGUGCUUUCUUAAUAUUCAUGAAUGUAUGCUUUCUUUCUCUCUGAGAUGAUGUAAUCAUGACUUUAAGUCAGGUUAUGUGGAGAAAGAAACAAUAACACCAGGAAAUGACAAGUAUGAGCUGUGUCAGUGCAUUUGUUCAGUAGAGCAAGGGAAACCGUAUCCUCAUGUCUCUUACUUGAGCAACGCCUUUCAUUUGACCUAAAUUAAGCUGUUCUGCUAUUUCAGUGUAGUUUGGGUUUCUCUUGAGUUUGGUUUUAUUUAACCUACAGCAGAAGUAAGAUCACUCCAGGGAAUUUAAAAUCUCUGGGGUUUUUUUAUCAUUUUAAAAUCUCUGGUAGUUUGUUUGUUUUUGAGGGUUUUUAAAGUUAUUUUUCUUUUUAAAUGGUAAAAAGUUUGCUGUCAUAAGAUAUUAUUACAACCAAAACCUUUACUGGUCUUAAAAAAAAAAAAAAAACAACCAAGCCCUAUUGGUUUAGGGCAUAAAUAUCAUAGAGGUUGGAAAUAAAUAUCUUUGCCAGGCAGAUUAUUCCAUAAUUAUUUACUGGAGGGUUUCCCAGAUGCUCCCUGGGAAAAUAUUUUACUAUUAGACAUGGGCAGAGGAAAAACUCUUUUUUCGCCAGUAAGCAGCAAGAAUCAGAAUUAAAUCCUGACUUUCCAACAUUUCUGCUUUAAAUGAAACUCAAAGACUCUGGGAUCAAAAAAUGUUUAAGAAUCAUUUUACUCACAAAAUUUGUGGGAAUACAUUAUGUACAUAAAUCACUUAAAAUGUACACACAGUGCCUGACAAAUCAUCACAGUUACACCCCUUGGAAUUUUGCCCAAGGAGCACAUCACCUUACAGUGCACAGCACUGGUCACCCUCCAAAACCCUGACAGGCUUUGGAAGCACCAUGUGAGCAGUGCCAUUAAAAAGGAAAUACUGGCUUGGAGCUGAGCUAAUGUGUUUUCCAAAGCAUCAAGUGCCUGCGUUCAUUACUGCUGAAUGGGCAGAACCCAUGGCUUGUUAAUGACUCUCUAACUCCAGCUUAAUAUGCUAAUCUUGCUCAUAAAUAGGAAGGCAGCAACACCAUUGUUUACACAGGACUGAUUAAAUGGUACCUCAAACAAUAAUGAAAAACCAAGACUGAGGCUGCACAGGCUUUUAACUCUUCUCUCCCACUCCCACUGGUUGUUACACUCUCUGCCAAUACCUGAGUGGAACACUUCUGAGGAAGUGUUCAUAAUAAAAAUAAAGCCUGACUGUAAUGUGGACAAGCACUGAAGUUUUUUAUGUGUAUAUAUACAUACACAAUUAUAUAUAAAAGCCUCCUUAUAAUGCAUCCCCUUUUUUGAAAAUAUAAAUAAAUGCAAUUUUACAUAACUCCACUGGAAGAUAAUGGAGUGACAUGCAAGAGAUUCUUGUCACACUGGUACCAACAUUAGUAAUGUUUGCUACCCCAAAAAAGGAGUGGGUGCAGCCACAGGAGUACUGAUAGUAUGAAACACACAUAAGAUUGCACAUAAGCUUGGAUACCCUGUGCAGAAAGUGGAUUAAAUACCCUUUCCCAACCCCAUGGAAAGUCUAUGGCUAAGACGUCUGUUAAAGAUCAAAAAAAUAAAAGAAAGAGGCAAAAGAACUUCAAUUUACCACUUAAAUACUGUACCUCAAUCAUUUACUAAGACUGUCUGGGUGGAAAACGUUCUCACAACAGUACAUUAUGGAUGAACAUAAAUUCAUGAUACAAAAAAAAAGACCUGAAAUGAUCUGACAAGUUAUCACUGGAAGAGUUGGGAAUAGAACUACUGCUUCCUCAUUUGAAAUUCAAGGUAUGACUUCUGCAGUAAGCGUUUUGUUAUUAAAAAUCCCCAUAUGCUCAUUUUCUCAACUCUCUAGCUUUACAUCAGCAAGUCAAGAUGUAUCAAGUGUUUGAUUUUUCAAAAAGAUCUGUGGUUGUUCAGCACUUCAA
Messenger RNA from Serinus canaria (Common canary), 4219 nucleotides. RefSeq lists its product as uncharacterized. The transcript has 6 exons. The record is from RefSeq and is a predicted model, not a curated record. The coding region runs from base 291 to 1319 and encodes 342 amino acids. NCBI's taxonomy places the organism in Eukaryota, Metazoa, Chordata, Aves, Passeriformes, Fringillidae.